Molecule: messenger RNA, 831 nt
Organism: Eucalyptus grandis
Lineage: Eukaryota; Viridiplantae; Streptophyta; Magnoliopsida; Myrtales; Myrtaceae
Product: putative receptor like protein 25
Exons: 2
Coding region: 1-831 (276 amino acids)
Molecular function (GO): protein binding
Source: RefSeq, a predicted model, not a curated record
AUGGUUGGGAACUCUCCCAGAAUUGAAGACCUCUCCAACAACAAUUUUGGUGGUCCUUUGCCGGCCAACUUGGUGAUGAACCUUAAAAGCAUGAUGAAUGGUGAAGAUGGGCAAAACAAAUCAUUGUAUAUGACACAAUCACCGUCUUCCAGAGCGUGGUCAUAUGAAAAUUCCGUGACCGUGAGGAUGAAAGGGCUAGAGAUUCAGCUAGUAAAGAUCUUGACCAUCUUCACAACCAUUGACUUGUCGAACAACUCUUUUCAUGGGGAUAUCCCGGGAGUUAUUGGACAUCUUAAGUCUCUCAUAGGGCUCAAUCUUUCUCAUAACAAGUUUGCAGGUUCCAUCCCCCUGACUCUGGGGAACUUGACUAAUCUUGAAUGGCUUGAUCUUUCUUCGAACAAGCUUAGUGGAAAAAUUCCUAGAAAAUUGGGAGAUUUGACAUUCCUUGGGUACUUAAACCUUUCAAAGAACCAGCUCACCGAUCGAAUUCCUCAGGACCAGCAAUUGAGCACAUUUUCAAAUGACUCGUUCAAUGAGAAUCCAGGCUUAUGCGGAACUCCGUUGUCAAAAGCAUGCCCUAGCGAUGCUCAACCUCCUUCACCAUCAUCCUCGUCAAUUUUUGACCAUGAAGGACAUGAGAAUUGGUUCAAACAAAAAGCGGUGUGGAUAGGUUAUGCAUCGGGAAUUGUAAUUGGGAUUUCUAUAGCAUAUAUUGCAUUUGAAACACGAAGACCCAAGUGGCUCAUGCAAGGUGUGAGAAUGUUGGAGAGAAGGGCAGCCGAGUGGAUGGAGAAGCCAAAGCGGAAGGCCAUCAAAUUUUUUAGAAAAUGA